CUACUUUCCUCUACUAAAAACUUGAAGAAGCUGAGAGCACAUAGUGCCAUGGCUGCCGCUGAGGCUUCAAUUGAGGAGCUAGAGCUUUCCGAUCCGCCGUGCCUGCAUACCAUUUCCGCCUUCCUCUCCAUGGAACCACCUGACGUAGUCAUCUCCUUUGCGAGGGAUUGCGGCAAAGGUUUGAUCACGGAGAGACUACAACACUUUAUUUGGAUUCACUGCAUCAAUAGAACUGAUGUAAAGCCUUACCCUCCUUACUUGAGAAGUUUUUUGAAGAAGCUUAUUUUUGAAAUUGAGUCAAGUGGUGAAGUUGUAAUCGAUGAGCUAUAUGAGAAAUAUGUAUAUCAAACAUCUAUGAAGGGCAGUGUUUCGGUAAAAGAGAAUGAAAGAUUGUCAAAAAGGAUUUCUUUUCUUUUCCCUAGAGACUGUUCAAACUUGCCAAGUUGUCCAAAAUCUAGGAAGUUAGAAGUUUUGCUGCAUUGCUCAGUCAACUUGCUUGAAGGAGAUACAGGGUGUUCAAUUUGGCCAUCCUGUCUUUUCCUUUCAGAGUUCAUUCUUUCUUUUCCAGAAAUAUUCGCAAAUAAAUCUUGUUUUGAGGUUGGUUCAGGUGUUGGGUUAGUUGGCAUCUGUCUAGCCCAUGUAAAAGCCUCCAAGGUGAUACUCAGUGAUGGCGACUUGUUAACUUUAGCAAACAUGAAGCUUAAUUUGGAAUCUAACAAAAUUACUGCCAGAAACCAUCUCUUGGACCAUACAAUAGAUUCUAAUACACAGUCAGUCCAUGAAAUUUUCGAUGCAACUUUCUCGAUGGAUCAUCCAAAAACCGUCUUUCUGUGCUUUAGUACAGGGGUACAAUGCUUGCAUUUGCCCUGGGAAUCUGCAGCUGAAAAUGGUCUUCAACAGAUCAACCCGGAUAUAGUUUUGGGUGCAGAUGUUAUUUAUGAUCCAUUGUGUCUGCCACACCUUAUUCGAGUCCUGGCCAUUCUUCUUAACCAAGAUAGCAGUAAUGAUGGAUCUUUGGGUAAAUCAACACGAAAUAAUGAGCAGAAUGAUGCAAAUUUGCAGGAUGGACUCCCAAGGUUGCCUGUUGCUUAUAUUGCUUCUGUGGUUCGUAAUAUCGACACAUUUAAUUGUUUUCUUACCUUAGCCGAUGAAGCAAAUCUGUCUGUGUUAGACAUUACUGAGAGGGCAAAACCAUUUGACUUGCUUCCUUAUGCAAAGUCCUACCAACAGUCCAGCAUAAGGAUGCUAUGUGUUUCCUAUUUGAGCAAGUGAAGGUUCCGUCUUGAUGUACUGCUGAGCAUUUCUGAGUUGUAACAAUUCAAUGCUAAUUUUUAGUCGCAAUGAAUUUUCUUUUCUUAAGAGUGCUGUUAUUUACACCUGUACUUUUCACUAAAUAUAUAGACAUAUCAAAGUAAUUUUAGUGUUGGUGGUGCUUA
Molecule: messenger RNA, 1436 nt
Organism: Cuscuta europaea
Lineage: Eukaryota; Viridiplantae; Streptophyta; Magnoliopsida; Solanales; Convolvulaceae
Source: the annotation of a GenBank genome assembly